Molecule: messenger RNA, 1019 nt
Organism: Venturia canescens
Lineage: Eukaryota; Metazoa; Arthropoda; Insecta; Hymenoptera; Ichneumonidae
Gene: RpL7A
Product: ribosomal protein L7A
Exons: 5
Coding region: 137-943 (268 amino acids)
Biological process (GO): ribosome biogenesis; maturation of LSU-rRNA
Cellular component (GO): cytosolic large ribosomal subunit
Molecular function (GO): RNA binding
Source: RefSeq, a predicted model, not a curated record
GCCAACGUGAUGGUGGCGCUGCUUCCUAACCUCCCUUUACGCACUUAGCCUCCAUACUUCGCGUUUACGUUCGCGUAGUUUAUACUUUUUACUUCUACUUUGUGUUGAGGAAUCCUGCGGAUCCUUGACCGUUAAAAUGGUCCAGAAGAAGCCGAAGAAGAAGGUAGGAAAGAAGGUAGCUGCGGCUCCUUUGGCCGUCAAGAAAGUCGAGCCGAAGAAGCAAACAAAUCCGCUUUUCGAAAAGCGCACCCGCAAUUUUGGCAUUGGUCAAGACAUCCAACCUGAUCGUGAUCUGAGCAGAUUCGUCAAAUGGCCCAAAUACAUUCGCAUCCAAAGACAGCGAGCCGUUCUCUCCAAAAGACUCAAGGUCCCACCCCCAAUCAACCAGUUCACCCAGACCCUUGACAAACAAACCGCCACUCAACUCUUCAAAAUUUUGGAGAAGUAUCGUCCCGAGUCAGCUGAUGCCAAGAAGAAGAGGCUGAAGGCUAGAGCCGAAGAGAAGGCUGCAAAGAAAGAGGACACUCCCACCAAGAGGCCCAACACGAUACGCAGUGGCACAAACACUGUUACAACUCUUGUAGAGCAAAAGAAAGCUCAACUUGUUGUAAUUGCCCACGACGUUGAUCCUAUUGAGGUUGUCCUCUUCCUUCCGGCGCUUUGCAGAAAAAUGGGUGUCCCAUACUGCAUCAUCAAGGGCAAAGCGCGUCUUGGACGUCUCGUCAGACGUAAAACUUGCACAGCUAUUGCUCUCACACAGGUUGACUCAGGAGACAGGGCGAACUUCGCUAAGGUCGUCGAAGCAAUUAAGACGAACUUCAACGAUCGUCACGACGAGAUCAGACGUCACUGGGGCGGUGGUCUUCUCGGCAGCAAAUCUGCCGCCAGGAUUGCAAAAUUGGAAAAAGCCAAGGCUAAGGAACUCGCCCAAAAACAGGGUUGAACGCAUUCGAAAUCCAUUAACAUCUUGGAAUUGUUCACGUGACUGGCCAAACAAUAAAAACUCAAAAAAAAUCUAA